CUGUUAAAUGUUUCCAAUUUGAUUAGUGUUUCCAUCAUUUCCUUUUGACUUUCCUCUGAUUCCUGUUUUUCCUCUCUUUUUUUUGUUUUAUUUUAAUAACCUGUUGUUCAUUAUUCUGGUUUACUUCCUAUUCCCGCUUCAAUCUAAUUGUUUCCCUUUCUUCAGGCGCUGCAAACACAAUGAAUUUAAUUAGUUCAACAAUCAUCUCAAUUACUAUUCUUUUCCUUCAAUUGUACCUUUGUGUCUCUGGUAAGAGAUAUGGUAAAGCCGAUUCAAAGUUAGACCUGUUAACUAUUGUCCAUCGUCAUGGUGAACGGACGCCCUAUAAAUUUUUCGCCAAUGAUCCAUAUUCUGAUCCAAAAUAUUGGCCUGAUGGUGAAGUGGAACUAACAACUCCUGGUCGUCAGCGAAUGUACCAACUGGGUGUCUCCAUACGCGAGAAAUACUCAACCUUUUUCGUGGACAAUCCAAGGUUGACCUAUGCCCGCAGUUCCGAUGCUGAUCGGUGCAUCGAAAGCAGCGAAUUGGUCUUACAUGGAAUCUUUAAGGCCACAGGCCGAUGGGUUUACAGUAAUGAGACCCGAUACUUGCCAAUUCCUAUUCACACCGUGCCAACUGCUUUUGACAGUAUGUUAACAAUUGACGUUAAUUGUCCGGAAGCUUCAACUGAAAAGGCUCGAUUACUGACUAGUGAUACUGCUAAAUCAAUUAUGAAUAAAUAUUCUGGAACCUUGAAUAUAAUCAAACAUGAAACAGGCAAUGAUUUGAGUGAUUUAAACGCUGUUGCUGAUUUUUUCACUACUCUUGAAAUUGAAGAGGCAAAUAUCCAAAACUGGACAAGACCAACAUGGUUGACCGAUAAAGUCAUGGAAGAGCUUCAUAUUAUGAGUGAUGCUGGAAUUUAUAUCGCUCAAAGUUCAUUUAAAAUACUUCGAUUACGAACAUCAAACUUUUUCUAUGACCUUCGAAGACGAAUCGACGCAAAAUUGUACAAUGAUGUUAAAAACGGUGCUAACUUAAAGUUAAUCUCCUAUUCUACCCAUGAUAAUCUAUUGGCUUCCAUCCUAAUUGCUCUUGGAAUAUUUGAUAAUAAGAUUCCUCCUUAUGGAGCUACUUUACUCUUCGAGUUGGUUCGUUCUGAAAAACCUUUCGUCAAGACCUUUUACUGGAAUGACACUAAAUCUGAACCCAAUCAAGUCGCUUUACCCGCUUGUGAUAAUCAUCUUAAUUGCUCAGCUGAUCGGUUUACCAAAUUGAUUUCAACCUACAUUUUGGAUGAUUGGGAACGAGAAUGUGGCCUUAAAAAAGAGAUCAGUCUUUGGUCUAAUGGCCUUUUCGUCGCCCUCGUUGUGAUCCUUGGCUUAGUCAUUUCUGCAGGUUUAGUUUGGUUCAUGGCAAUUCAAUGGCAAGCGGUAAGACGUGGAUACACCGUCAUUUCUUGAUUGUUUUCCUACAAUUAAAAUCUACAGGUUAAUUAUGAUGUGAACAUCGAACUCGUUACCCGUGAUAACUCCCUCGAAGACCAAGAAAGUGCGUUACCUUUGCUAAAUCGAGAAACUAAAUCGUAAAAAUUUGGAAACCAAGUCAAUGGAAACACAAACGUUUCAGCCAUAAGAAACAUUUUCUCAACACAAAUAUUCAACUAACCUUUCAUCAAAUUAACUAAUCAAUAUUUUAAUCUGUUAAUUACAAACUAUUAUUAUGAAUCUUGUCCACUGUGUAAAUAGAGAAGCAAAGAGAAAUUAAUUUUUUACUUUUUGUUUACAUUAACUUUGCAUCGAAAUUAAAAACAAAAAAAAAAGGUUUUAAAAACAUUAA
Molecule: messenger RNA, 1818 nt
Organism: Panonychus citri (citrus red mite)
Lineage: Eukaryota; Metazoa; Arthropoda; Arachnida; Trombidiformes; Tetranychidae
Product: prostatic acid phosphatase-like
Exons: 2
Coding region: 180-1442 (420 amino acids)
Biological process (GO): dephosphorylation
Molecular function (GO): phosphatase activity
Source: RefSeq, a predicted model, not a curated record